Messenger RNA from Nelumbo nucifera (sacred lotus), 1005 nucleotides. RefSeq lists its product as uncharacterized. NCBI's taxonomy places the organism in Eukaryota, Viridiplantae, Streptophyta, Magnoliopsida, Proteales, Nelumbonaceae. The record is from RefSeq and is a predicted model, not a curated record.
UGAUGCAAAAGCAGUUAAUCAAAGGUGAUGCCUCUCGUACGCUGACCUGAUGUGUCCGGUGGAGAAGCGAAGCAACUCGCCGACGCAAAUUGUUUCUCUGAUCAUUUUUCUCAGGUGAAGAAAUUAAUAAGAAAUUUUGGAAAAGAAGAAGAAGAAGAAGACAGAGCGUACGCACAAGGCACAAGUGCACAACGCACACAUUAAAGUAGUAUUUCAGUAUUUUUACAUGGGAAACUGCGUGUUUCGUGGCAUCGGAGGCGUUCAUGAGGUGAUCAAAGUGGUAACAUCUAACGGCGGCAUCAUGGAGCUAUACGCACCCAUCACAGCGGAGUGCAUCACCAACGAAUUUCCAGGCUACGGCAUAUUCCGGAGCCGCGAUCUCUUCUCUCAACCACUCAUCCACAAUGAAGAGCUCCUCUCCGGAGAAUUAUACUAUCUACUACCUCUGCAUGCCGGGAGAGGAGCCCGAAUCACCAGAGACGGUGACCUCAGACCAAACGGCAUGUUAUCGUCGUCGUUUGUGACACCUUACAGGAUGUCUUUCGACAAUCAAGGAAUACUAAAGAGAUCGGAAAGCGAGGUGUUCCCUAGAUGUAAUAGCACGGGAGUCUGGAAAGUAAAGCUGGUGAUAAACCCGGAACAGUUAACGGAAAUAUUGUCACAGGAGGCUCGCACCGAGGCGUUGAUCGAGAGUGUGAGAACAGUGGCCAAAUGCGGAAAUGGGGUCUCUUCUGUGGCUAAUUCUGAUCAAUGGAGCCUCUCCAGUAGUUGGAAAGCUUACUCGGAGAAACAACGGGGGGCCUGGAGCUUUGAUUGAUGUGAGAAGUGAGAGGGCAUCUCCCAUUGCUUUUUACCUGUUUUUUCUUUUUUUCCUUCAUUUUAAUUUCCUAUUGUGUAAUUUGAAGGAGCGAGAGAGUAGUGUAUGGCACUCAUGUCAUGUAAUAUAAUUUGCAUCUGUUUCUUCCAUGAUCUGCUUCAAAUAUAUUUAAUUAUAAUUAAUUGUUA